CUGAUACCGGCGCGGCGCACUGAACACCCACUCAUCGUUCGUUCGCCGCGCAAACGAAAACAAACACCCGGCUCAUCUCACUUGUGCUUCCCUCACCUGCCCUCGCCACUAUACUAAUUGCUACACCUGCCCCAUUAUCACUUGCAACAUUUACUUAACACAUUUUAUCCAUUUAUUUAUUUGUGUGUGUGUGUGUGUGUGUGUGUGUGUGUGUGUGUGUGUGUGUGUGUGUGUGUGUGUGUUGCAGUCGUCCAGUUUUAUAAUUAUAAGACAUGAAGGAGUGACAGGAUGUGGUGGUUCCCUUGUGUGAGGCUGCAGGGGGGAAGCCGAGCCUUCCUGCGCCCCCACCACCUCCUCCAGUGCCCCAGCCUCACCCUGCAUGGCCCCUCACCCAGCUCACUCACCACAUCCUCCCCCCAGCUCCUAAGAACAGCACACACCAUGAAUGUUUAUAGUUUUUCACAUGUGUUAAGUGCUGGAAGGGGGCUGGAAGGGGCGAGGGGCUGGGUGCAGCAGGGGUGUGGCUGUGGUGCGGGUGGUGUGAGGGGGAUCAGUACCACAGCUCCUUCCCACAUGUUCUGGGAGAGAGAUCAGAAAGGAGGCUAUGGGAAAGAGAUCCAGAAGAGCCGCAAGGAGCUGAUCCGGGAUGGCCUGAAGGAGUUGAGGCAGGAGAUGUCCAAGUGGAAAGAGGAGAUGGACGAGAAGUUUGCCAUGGAUCCUGUGUUUGUGAGGCCUGGAGACAUGGAUAAAGUGUGGGUGCUGAACAGUAAGGAGGCGCUGGACCAGUGGGUGGUGACGUGCGACAGUGACCACAAUGAGGGGCGCAGCACGGCAGACCUCUCUCUCUCUCCCACCGGUCAUGGGCUGUUCUCUGGGCAAUUGUGUACUGAUCCUCCCAAAGACGGCAGGGUGAAGAGGGCUGGCUACUGCAACAUGAAGUCCAUCAGGCCCAGGAAAUCAUUCAAGAGGGAGGUGUACUUGGAAUGGGCAGACUACAACACACUGGAGAUCCGGCUGCGAGGGGAUGGCCGCUCGUACAUGCUCAACAUCAGCUGUGCCGGUUACUUCGACGUCAUGUGGAAUGAUAUGUACUCCUACCCUCUGUACACCCGCGGCGGCCCACACUGGCAGCUGACGAGGAUCCCAUUCUCCAAGUUCUUCCUGACGAGCAAGGGGAGGAUACAGGACAAGCAGGCCUCCAUACCCCUGGACAAGGUUGUGUCCCUCGGCAUCUCCUCUGGUGACCGCUCCAAUGCCCCCUUCCGUCUUGAGAUCGACUACAUUGGCGUGUACAAAGACCCGAGCCACAUUGAGGAGUUCGCUUACGAGAUGUACCGUCAGGAUAGGUUCAUGGUUACGCCGUGAGGAGCCAAGGUGGUAAGGAAGGCCUGGAGGUGCUGGGUGUUUGUAUAUAGGUGUACACUUGUUGAGAUCCUUGUUUUUGUAUGUGCUGUUUGCCUCAUGUGUAGGUGUUACUGAGGUGAGUGUGAGGUGAAGUGAGGUUUGGCUUGUGAAGGGUGUCUGAUGGAUGGGGUUCGAUCCUCUUUCUCUCUUUCUCAGGAAGGGAAAGUGUAAGAAUGUUUAGUGCUCUGUGUGUCAAGAAAAGGAGUGAAAGGAAAGACUAGAUCAUGUUUGCAUUGUGGCUUUCGAAAGUUGUGUUUGUGAAGAAUGUUGUAGUCCUCUCUCUCAGGAAGGUUGAGUGUAACAGUGUUAAGAGCAAUAUUUAUCCAGAAAAAGGAAUGAAGGGAAGACUAGAAGGCCAUAUGUCUAUGGUGGCUUCUAAAGUUGAGUUUAUGAAGAAUAUUUUUGGCUUCACUUUGGAAGACUUUAAGAACUAGAUAUUUAGAGCCAGUUCUAUCCAAGAAAAAUAAUCAAGAGAGAAUUGAGACUCUUUACUGAGUGGGUUUUGAAAGUUAUGAUUAUAAAGAAUAUUUUGGCUCUCAAUACUGUACAUGCCCCAGAAAAGAUCCAUAAAAGUUGAAACUGCAUGUACUGAGUAGGUUUCGAAAGUUGUGUUUAUGAUAUAUUGUGGUCAUCUGGAAGGUUGAUUUUAGAGAGCUUAGAAGGUUAAUAAGUAAGGGAAAGAUUCUAAAGCCAAUGAUGUGUCUUGAGUGACUCUGAGUGUGUGAAUACCAUUGUUGUUUUCACUCAGGAAGCUUGGCAUGAGAGGAUAUUAUUAUUAUUAUUAUUAUUUAUUUAUUUAUUUAUUUAUUUUUGUAGGAGAGGCACCAGCCAAGGGCAACAAAACCAAUAAAGAAAGUAAAAAACGCCUCAUUGACGUGCCAGUCCCUAAAGAGAGUGAAAAGCGGUCAUCAAAAUUUAAAGGAUAAUGAGAAAAUUAUUUUACAACAGUGCUCAUUGGAAAAGUAGAAUGAACGGGACUGGCAAGACUGGAAAAAAAAAAUGUGAAGAUGGUGGAAGAAAAUGAUUGAUGAAUUAACAGAUAAAAUAGUAAACAUGGUAAUAAUAUAAAUUAAACUUUAAUGAAGGAAUGAUUAUGAUACUUUUAUCAGUGUAAUUGGUUCUUGCUUUUGCAUGUAAAUAGAUAAAUAAAAAAAAGCAAAGGUGAAUCAAAAUAAACAAAUAAAAUCAAAGAAAAAAAAACAAAGAUCGAAAUUGGGAUGAGACUAGUGCCCACAUCAUCAAUAAUAGACCCCAUACCGAAAUUCAGAUGUACAGCUACACAACAGAGAAAUAAUAAUAAUAAUACCAAAUAGGGAUAUAUACAGCAGCACUCUAAACCUGUAAAAAUGCCCAGAGAUUCUUUUGUUCUGAAGGAAAAGUGUGAUGCAUAAGAAAGACUAGUACAUACUUUUAUUUUAUUUUAUUUAUUUAUUUAUUUAUUUAUUUAUUUAUUUAUUUAUUUCAUAUGCAGAGAGGCUGGCCAAGGGCAACAAAAGCCAUAAAAAAAAACUCCCUGAAGGUGCCAGUCCCUAUGCAUUCAAAAUAAGGAUUAUAAAAAUAAAUGAAUAAAUAAAUAAAUAGCAAGGUAUAGACUACAGAUAGACACAGGCGAGCUGAUGGUGACAGAGGUGCAUUGAUAUUUGUACAGUGCCUACCAUGAAAUACACAGCAGCUGUUUCCA
Scylla paramamosain (green mud crab) is the source of this 3085-nucleotide messenger RNA. It is a transcript of the gene CIA30, whose product is annotated as complex I intermediate-associated protein 30, mitochondrial-like. NCBI's taxonomy places the organism in Eukaryota, Metazoa, Arthropoda, Malacostraca, Decapoda, Portunidae. The coding region runs from base 289 to 1365 and encodes 358 amino acids. The record is from RefSeq and is a predicted model, not a curated record. Gene Ontology annotation, cellular component: mitochondrion. The transcript has 7 exons. Gene Ontology annotation, biological process: mitochondrial electron transport, NADH to ubiquinone; mitochondrial respiratory chain complex I assembly.